AUGAAUGAAGAUGAUGAUGCAAGACUCAAGAAUUGUUUGCAGAGAAUUGAUUUAAGAGAGAGUGCAAAGUUUGAGAUAUUGUUAGAGAUUGAAGAAUCAGCGUCAAUGGAUCAGAAGUUAGUUACAAAAGAUGGAAGGCUCAGAUCGAUUUUUACAAGAGAAUUCUAUCCUCUGGUGCAGAUCCUCCAAAGCAUUCUCCUUAAGCAGUCUAUGAUGUCAACAUCUUCCGACGGCGAGUUUUGGAGCAAAAAGUUCAGUAUUCCAUCGGGAAUGGGUGAGGAUGGUUCAAAUCCUGAAGAAAGAGCGAUUGUUUCCACAAAACAUCUUCCAAGUAGGCGAGACUCGAUGCUACAAUUACAAACAAAAUCAACAGCCUGCAGUACUAUAGAGUUAUCGCGAAGAGACAAAAUUCUUGACAUGAAUUUAUCGAAACUCUUCAAAGUAGAGAAAUCUGAGGAAUGCAAUGUAAUAUUGGCAACUAGCGGCAUACCGGACAAGAAGAAUCUGCCCAUUUUGAAAUACAGGAACAAUGGAAAGAAUGAUUGCAUAUGGUUGGGCAUGAAGAUUGAAGAAUAUAUGAAGAUGGAGAACUUUGGCAUGGCAUGGACUUGGAAGUUUACUCAUGGAAUUUUAGCACCUUUAGGACUAAGGAAUUUUGUUCAAGUGCAUUUUGUAAUAGUUUUUUCUUUGUGGAUUAUUGGUGCAAUGUGA
Messenger RNA from Vicia faba (fava bean), 711 nucleotides. The record is from the annotation of a GenBank genome assembly. NCBI's taxonomy places the organism in Eukaryota, Viridiplantae, Streptophyta, Magnoliopsida, Fabales, Fabaceae.